UGAAUGACCAACCACCAACUCGAACAUCAGCAGCAGCAGCCGCAGCAGCAGGCGAUAGCCAUUACUAUUCGGGACACAUGCACCACGGCUGAAGGAGUCACGGGCGAGCGGAAAGUGAAGCUAGUCGUUAACCGUACCACAACCCCGGCGCUCGUGCCGUCUUUCGCGAAUCGAACUCUUCCCGCCGUGCCAUCAAUGUCACCGCCAUCAAGCGUGACACCGGCGGGCCCAGUGCCGAAUUCGCCGCACAGUAUGGCCCAGCACACCACCCUCUCCGACCAGCCACACCAACCGAAACCUCAUCAGCACUACCAACAGCAUCAGCAGCACCAGCAGCACCAGCAGCAGCAACAGCACGACCUGUUCAUGAUCGCGAGCAUUUUCCUUGGCUCGUUCAUCCUCGCGUUUGCGAUCGUCUACUUCGUACGGAAGUUCUUUCAGGGGGGUCAGUUCAAGAAUAAAGACAUCCGGCUGGAUGCGAAGGUCGUCAUCAUCACGGGAGCGAAUGCCGGCAUCGGCAAGGAGGCAGCUAUCGAAUGUGCCAAGCGGGGGGCGCGAGUCUACAUGGGCUGCCGCGAUGCGGCCCGGAUGGAGAAGGCCCGCCAGGAGAUACUGGACAAGUCGGGCAGCCAGAACGUGUUCGGGCUGGACCUGGACCUGGCGUCGUUCGAUUCGAUCCGCGGCUUCGUGAAGACGUUCCUCAGCAUGGAGCGCCGGUUGCACGUGCUAAUCAACAACGCGGGCGUGAUGGCCUGCCCCAAGACCUACACGAAGGAGGGUUUCGAGAUGCACUUCGGCACCAACCACUUGGGCCACUUUCUGCUCACGAACCUACUGCUGGACGUGCUGCGGCGGACGGCGCCGAGCCGGAUCGUGACGGUCUCUAGUCUCGGCCACAAGUGGGGCCGCCUGAACCGGGACGACUUCAACGCCGAGAAGGAGUACCGCGAGUGGGACGCGUACGCUCAAAGCAAGCUGUGCAACAUUCUUUUCUCGCGCCACCUAGCCAAGCGGUUGCGGGGCACGGGGGUCAACACGUACGCGCUCCAUCCUGGCGCCAUCAACACGGAGCUGAUGCGUCACCUGAACCCGUGCCUAAGAACCAUGGCAAAGCCCGUGUUCUGGGUGUUCUUCAAAACGCCCAAGUCUGGCGCCCAGACCACGCUGUACUGCGCGAUGGAGCCGACGAUCGCUUCCCAGACCGGGCUCUACUACAGUGACUGCCGGCUCAAGGAACCGGAACCGCACGCGAAGGACGACUCGAUGGCCGAAUGGCUGUGGAACCUGAGCGAACGGCUCACCGGUUUAUCGCACUGAUCACCAGGCUCGGACUUGCACUGUGGUGCUACUGGUGCUGUUGCCGUUCACUAAGUUUACUCAUUCUUGCUUACGCUAAU
Anopheles cruzii is the source of this 1397-nucleotide messenger RNA. Its product is annotated as retinol dehydrogenase 12-like. The transcript has 4 exons. The record is from RefSeq and is a predicted model, not a curated record. The coding region runs from base 4 to 1317 and encodes 437 amino acids. Lineage: Eukaryota; Metazoa; Arthropoda; Insecta; Diptera; Culicidae.